This is a messenger RNA of Seriola aureovittata, 7152 nucleotides long. RefSeq names its product RNA-binding protein Musashi homolog 2-like. Gene Ontology annotation, cellular component: cytoplasm. The transcript is spliced from 9 exons. The coding region runs from base 9 to 842 and encodes 277 amino acids. The record is from RefSeq and is a predicted model, not a curated record. Gene Ontology annotation, molecular function: nucleic acid binding. NCBI's taxonomy places the organism in Eukaryota, Metazoa, Chordata, Actinopteri, Carangiformes, Carangidae.
AGGACGCCAUGUUAAUGUUUGACAAAACCACCAACCGACAUAGAGGUUUUGGCUUUGUAACGUUUGAAGUUGAGGACGUGGUGGAGAAAGUCUGCGAGAUCCAUUUUCAUGAAAUCAAUAAUAAAAUGGUAGAAUGCAAAAAAGCUCAGCCCAGGGAAGUGAUGUUUCCUCCAGGGACGCGAGGUCGGGCGCGGGGCCUGCCGUACACGAUGGACGCCUUCAUGCUGGGCAUGGGCAUGCUGAGUUAUCCUAACAUCGUGGCUACGUAUGGCAGAGGCUACACCGGCUUCGCCCCGAGUUACAGCUACCAGUUCCCUGGCUUCCAAGCUACGGCGUACGGACCCGUGACGGCGGCGGCGGUCGCAGCAGCUCGAGGCUCAGGUAGGGGGAUCCGUGGAAGAGGCAGCGGCUACAUGGGAUACGGGCAGAACGCAGGGGCAGGGUUCCCUGAUUAUGGGUUGUAUUCCGCGGCCGGGGCCAGCGGUGACAUGCGGGGAGGAGCACCUUACUCCCUGGCUGACUAUGGGUCCCUGGGGGCCCAGGCGGCUGCACAAAUCCUGCCCAGUGAGCAUGCCAGCUCGGCCUGCAACUCUCCCACCUCCCUCCAGCACCACCUGCACAGCCCGGACCCUUUUAAGAGCCCAGGAACCAACCCAGCUCGGCCCGGAGCUUUUCCCGGGGCCAACAGUCCCGGUCCCGUAGCGGACCUCUAUGGAACCGCCAGUCAGGACUCUGGUGUGGGCAACUACAUCAGCGCCACCAGCCCCCAGCCAGGCUCUGGCUUCAGCCACAGCAUCGCUGGUCCGUUGAUCGCGACAGCUUUUACAAACGGAUACCACUGAAAGCUAACAGGUGACUGGUUGCCGUCUCGUUGGAGGUGAUGUCAUCCAGCAGUAACCACUACAGCAUCCACGCAGUGAGUCCAGGCGGAGGAGGCACCAGAUGAAGAACAGCCAAAAACAACAGUCAGAAACCACAACAGAAACAAGACGAGUCUGCUCUGCUACAAACAUGCUACUGAGACCUCUGACUGUCCCUCUGACUGUAGCUCUGACUGUACAUCUGACUGUACUGUAGUCCCUCUGACUGUACUGUAGUCCCUCUGACUGUCCCUCUGACUGUCCCUCUGACUGUACCUCUGACUGUAGUUCUGACUGUAGCUCUGACUGUACUGUAGUCCCUCUGACUGUAGCUCUGACUGUACUGUAGUCCCUCUGACUGUACUGUAGUCCCUCUGACUGUACCUCUGACUGUACUGUAAUCCCUCUGACUGUACUGUAGUCCCUCUGACUGUACUGUAGUCCCUCUGACUGUACUGUAGUCCCUCUGACUGUAGCUCUGACUGUACCUCUGACUGUACCUCUGACUGUAGCUCUGACUGUACCUCUGACUGUAGCUCUGACUGUACUGUAAUCCCUCUGACUGUACUGUAAUCCCUCUGACUGUACUGUAGUCCCUCUGACUGUACUGUAGUCCCUCUGACUGUAGCUCUGACUGUACCUCUGACUGUACCUCUGACUGUACCUCUGACUGUAGCUCUGACUGUACUGUAGUCCCUCUGACUGUACUGUAGUCCCUCUGACUGUACUGUAAUCCCUCUGACUGUACUGUAAUCCCUCUGACUGUACUGUAGUCCCUCUGACUGUACUGUAGUCCCUCUGACUGUAGCUCUGACUGUACUGUAGUCCCUCUGACUGUCCCUCUGACUGUCCCUCUGACUGUACUGUAGUCCCUCUGACUGUCCCUCUGACUGUAGCUCUGACUGUAGUCCCUCUGACUGUAGUCCCUCUGACUGUCCCUCUGACUGUCCCUCUGACUGUCCCUCUGACUGUACUUCUGACUGUCCCUCUGACUGUCCCUCUGACUGUCCCUCUGACUGUCCCUCUGACUGUAGCUCUGACUGUCCCUCUGACUGUCCCUCUGACUGUCCCUCUGACUGUAGUCCCUCUGACUGUCCCUCUGACUGUACUUCUGACUGUCCCUCUGACUGUACUCUCAUCCGGUGUCAUUGUGUAGACAUUUGCUGGUUUAGGUUUUACGUUUGAAGAUUUUUUUUCUUGAUUUAAAUCACUUUUCUUGAACUUUGACCUUUUUGUCUUGGAUUUUAAACGAGUCAUGAAAUUCUUUUUGAGUUUUUAGUUCUGAUUAUUUUCUGUGUACGUUAGUUUCUUUUGAUGCUGAUCCUUUGAACCCGUCACUCCACCUCUUUGUGUGUGUGUCUGCGGAGACACUGUGGACACCUGUCUCGUUUUGUCUUUGUGUGAUGGAAGGGAUUUCACAAAGACAGCUGAUGAGAACCAGUGUGUCUCAGUGGAGACACUACUGAUUCAUCAGAUCAACACAAGACACACGACAACACUUCGUAGCUGUGGUUCUAGCAGUGCGCUCACUAAACGUACCUAUUUUUGGCAAUAAGAGGACAACAAUAUUUUCACAGUCCUGUUUUUUACAUGUUUUGUCGUCUGGAUCUUUUAAUAGUGUGUCAGAUUUUAAAAGUGUGUAACUGUAAAUCGUGUCGCAGUCAUUGCAUCUAGUGGUUAAGAGAGACACAGACGUAUGGUUGUGACAUGAUGGUCGAUCAUCACGUCCAUGACACCACGCCUGAGGAAAGAAACAAUCCCACCACACAUCUAUAUACGCUCUUUGCUAAUUUAAUACCAGCAUAUUUGCCUGCAUGAUAAGCUGCAGCUAGAAGAAGACGACUCACGGUUGUUGUCACGCCAACAUCUUUGCUCGGUGACACACAGCUGGCGGGGUCGUCUCUGUGUCACAGCGACUCAGUAGCAUUAACACAAAUCAGUCCAAAGCACACUUGAUAAUUCUGGGAAUACAAGACAAAUUGGUUGUGUCCUAAUAUUGUUUGAUAUGCUCGAAUUGUCUUUACACGUCUGGUGUCACACAAAAGGCAAUAUUUCUAAUAUUAUUUCUGGCAACUUGUGUUUCUCUCCGAGGAGGAGGCAGCGCAGCAGAUGAGUGUUGCUUAUUACCUCAGUCCUGUGUGUUUUUGUAGAGAUGGCGAUGAUGAUGAUGAAGAGAAAAAGAAUGGCUCACAAAGAGGAGUUGUUGCACUGUGAUGGGAGGCGAGGCUGAGGCAGGUUUCAUUUGCACGGUUGGACUCAGUGAUGAAGCUCCAACAUGUCUGGACUUUAGUUUUACUGUUUUUAAAUGUUGUCAGUUGCCAAACAGCCUGGAGAAGACGGUCACUACGUACAAACAGAGUUUAUACAAACAUCACAAAGACCAGAAAGGAAAAUAGGAAUGUUCUAUGAUUUCAUGUAAAUAGGAAUUUGCUAUAACUAAAGAAACAACCUUUCUUUUGAAGUUUGGUUUAUGAACUGAUAAAUGUAAAUGCUGUUUUCUUCCCCUCAGACAUUUUAAAGAUUACUUUUACAAACCACGGGAAGCUGAAUGCUGGACUGUUUCUAAAACGGGGAUGACUCCAAGUAAUAAUCAAAUACUCCAAAAAAGAAAAAAAGAAAAAAAAAGUGUAUGUUGUUAUUAAGAAGAGAAACAUGUAUGUUCCCUUGUAUGAUUUACAUUUCUAUGAAGGAUUUGUAUCAAUAUUUUUGUGGUUGUUAAUGAUUAUAUGAAUAAUAUCUAUAAAACUAACAAUAAUAAUAUUAUGUACUAUACAUCCAGUUCUCUCUCCACCCCCCGUCAUCCUCUACAAUAAUCAAUAAUCUUCAGUUGAUCAUUAAUGUAUCUCAGUAAUAUAAACAAAAGAAAAUCCACUGAGCUUCUGUAGGAGUGCUGUCUUUGAUACCAGUGUAGUGGUCUAUACACAGACUUGUUAACCACUCCCCCGUCUCUCCUCCCACCCCGACCCCCCCCCCCCCCCAGUAACUAGUUCUAGAUGUUCUGUAGUUCCAGUAGACACUAUUAGAUGAUGUAGGACCAGUGAGGAUAGAACUUUCUGAUUUUCUGACAUGUUUUAUUUUUCUGUUGUGUGCUGCUGUCACAUGGUUUCACCGAACCAAAGCUCUCUCUGAAAACAUUUGAAGGAAGACGAGUUGUACAGUCGUUCUUGUAAAACAAGGCAUUAAUUGGAUUACCACCCUUGAAUGUUAUUAAAAAAAAGGGGGUGUGCCAUACUACCUUAAAUGCUAAUGCUAGAUAUGCAAAACAUUUUGAUUUGUUAUAAUUUGACGAGAGAUAAAGAGCAGGAGGGAUUUUAUUACUCUGAUCAAACAGAUAACAUAUUUUUAUAUAGUUAUAACAGAUUAAUGAUAAUAACAAUAAUGACUAUUAUAAAUAUCAUUAAUCUGAACUCUAUGUUUUAAUAUUUGUACUCUUGAAAUAUCCCAGUGACCCAUGGUACUUCUAUUUUUGAAUACUGUUUUUUUACUUGUUAACUUCAGUACUGGUAGAUUUUAGUUUGAACUCAUCAUCACCUCCAUGAAGGAAACAGCUCAUACUUUAAUCACAGAGCCGUGUCGUCCAGUUUCACACACAGCCUUAGAAACCUGCAAUAACCGUCUUUGUUGUUCAGAAUCAACCUGUUAAUACAUCAACUCAUGGCUCUGCACUUUCACCACAAGGUGUAAGAACAGCAGUGGACUCAUCCCAGCGCAGCCUGAAAAAUCGCUUCAUGUGCUACGACUGUGCACGAGCAACAUACUGUAUACAGCCCUAAAUCACAAGUUACACAUUUGUUCCUGAACGCAGCACAGUGCUACAGUUGUCAGCUUAAUGUCCCACAGUUUAUGCAAAAACCACCAGCCUUUUCCCGCUUCUUUAUUCCCAUAACCUGUGGACGUGGCAGCUGGAGCGUGGAAGAAACGGCAGUCGUGGUUAAAUAACAAAACGUCAUCCAGACGUAAUGACGUCGUUUUUAACUGCCCUCUGCUUCCUGAUCUCUCAUCAUCGUUUGUCUGUGCCUUACAACACGACUGCAAAGCACUGUGGGAAAAUAAACCAGUGUUAUGAUCCGACCGCUGUGGUUCAGGUUUAAUUUAGGUUUAGGUUAGCAUUAGCGUUAGCAUUAGCCUGACUCACCGGAUGUAGGUGACGUUCUCCUUCGUUCCCGUUUCCCCUGAGCUGCAGCCUACAUGAUAACAUGUACUAGCUACAUGCUAACAUUUGGAUCAUGUGAUCACACAGUCGACAUACGUUAGGUUUGUAAGAUACGUAAGUUUCCCUCUGACACUGUUCUGCAGAAGCACCGUGUGGGCUGCGAGGGUUUUGCAAGUGGGCCGAUAAAUCAUUUGUAAACCAACAGUUUUGGUGAAUAAAUGUAAUUAUGAAAAACUAUGUGUUUUUAAACGUCUUAAAACUAAAUGAUUUUUAACAGCUUUAAAUUGUUUAGAAACUCUCAGUAGGAACUUUAAAGUCGUAGCCGGCUGGACCACAUCGUACGCUUCAGUGGGUCCCAACCUUUUCCGACUCAUGGCCACUUAAAAAUCUCAAAAAUGUUGGUGGCCCACAUCCGACCAUGUGACUCAGGUGGCAACAACGAAAAAAAAUUGAAAGCUGUUAAAGAUCAUUUAGUUUUAGGACAUUUAAAACACUAUUAUGUAAAUGAUUUGUCGGUCAGGAACCACUGGUUUACUGGUAUCGUUAAGGUCCGAUGUGGGCCACCAAUAUUUUUUCAGGUUUGCUUUGAGCCGUUGAAGAAAUGCAAACGAGAUGAUGGUGCAGCACCAACUCUAGUGUCUGGAUAUGUGGGACAAGCGUUAGGGAAACAUUGUAGUUUUGGGUUAAAAUUACUACUUCAUUAAAGCUAGAGGACCUUUGUCGUCAUGGAUACGAUAACAACCGCUUGCUUAUGGGUAGGGAACAGUUGUGAUCAUGGUUAAAAGAAGCCAGCGUACAUUAACUGAGGUUGGUUGGAUUAAAGCUGCAGGUUCUGUGGAGCAAUACAUCGGGACAACAGAACUCAGUGGAUCUGCAGAUGUUUCUUGUGUCACGGUUGUAGCUGUAAAAACCAGGCGCUCAGAGUGAAGCCAGAGGCAGUGCUGCGUUCACGUACGCUGCCACUGACUGGAUUUCAUAUGAACAGAACUUACUGGACACGUAUGUGGAAGUGUUAGAGCCUUAUAAAGGAAACACACACACAAGCACACUGGUCCCGGCUAAGUCCACUGAUGACAGGCAUUUCAGGAGAUACAAGGAUUUCACUGUCGUUCAGUGCUGUGCCUUUACUGACGCUGGUGAGGGAGUUUAUCGAGCGACUGUUUAAACAGCGUUAAAUCUUCCACUGAUGAUAACGAUGUGUAAAACAUGUGGCGCUGUGGUUUGAGUGACAGUGUGACUCUGUACCUGUGUGAUUAAAGUAUGAGCUGUCCGCCUGUUGAAGCAGCCGGUCCGGUUCCUCGUGUCCUCGUGCAGAACUCCUUCAUGGUUCUGAUUCGACCUCAUAGCUCGCACUUUAAGGUAGCAUGGCUCUGUCGUUGCUGUACUAUACUUUAACAUUGAUCGUUUACAGCUAAUGAAUGUUACACAUCUUGUUAGAUGAGUUCAUCAUUGUUGGCUAGAAAAAAAAAAAGACCUGGAGGGUUUUGGAACAUGUUUUGUGAGUGUACUACUGUAUCCACUUAAACUUGAAUCUUGAGGCAAGUGCCAGGUAAUGGCCGACUGCACAUCUUCACUCAGCUCACGCCUGGUGACGGCUCGGAUACUUCUGUGGUUUAAGUGUGUGUGUACAUAUGAAAUGAUGCUGACAACACUACAAUAAUAAUUUCAUUUGGAGCGUUUCAGUGGCACAGCUCGACACUGACUUGAAGGUUUCAUGUUCUCUCAGCAGUGCAGUCAUUAGUGUCUCCACAUGUAGCAGUAAACGCUCGUCCUUCCUCUGGAGGUCGCUGAUUGCCUUGUCCAUUCCUGCCACUUGCCAAUUUUUUAAUGUUAACAGACUUUUUAACUCGAGAGCUGAAGAACAGACUGACUGAAAGCAUCUUUCAGGUCUUCUUGUACGGCUUGCUCAAGCCCUGUUGUAAAAAAAAAAAAAAAAAAAAAAAAAAAAAAAGGAAAAAAGACAAAAAAAAGAACAAAAGAAAAAGAACAAAAAGUGAUCACAGAUGUGGAAAGUAUAAUUUUAUAUUUGUAUUUUCAAAUAAUGAUAAUAAAAGAUGUUUGUCAAAGUUUCCAUCCUCUACUCUGGUCCAGAAAUCAAUGUGUUUGUCUAAAAAAAUGAAAUAAAACUGUUUUCAACGA